AGUGGUUGAAGAGGAAGAAGAAGAUUAUGCGUUUCCUGUUUGCCACGCUCAUCCAGCGUCAACGCCAGCCUUAUAUCUCUGCAUAAUGUAUUUACUCCGGUUCUGCAAAGUUCUGUUGUAUCGUUCGUGUUGCACCAUUGUCGCGGUACUGUGCGGGUCGCCCCGGGACAGGAAAUCAUGGUUUAAGAGAGUCGCUAAGCUCAAGUUGCAGGUAUUAACUGUGACAGCAUGCCUCGCCUGCCUCGCUUACACCGUCGUACGCCCUGGCAUCACGAGCGUUAAAGAGCCGAGUGAUCGCUCCGGGCGGCCACGUCAUACGGCCGCCGCGCCACGACGAGCCGCCGCUGCCCGUUCCGGUCCCUCGGCGGAAGCCGUGUUCUGCCGCAACUGCUCGCUUCCGACGCCGACAUCCAUCAAGAGCAGCGAUCCCGAAAAGUCGCUGCGCGAGCCGCUCUUCGCCUACCGGUUCCUCUGGAACGUCGGGCACCGCUGCCGCUUGGACAAUGGCGACGAUGGUGCCAGCUCACCACCGCCGUUUCGCUACCUGGUCGCCGUCAACUCGCUGCCCGAGAAUUACGCGCUCAGGCAGAUCAUGCGGAGCGAGGCCUGGGAGCAGCUGUGGCGGCCGAGCGGCAGGACGGCGCUCUUGAUUUUCUUCCUGGGCAUGCCCCGGUCGCCCCGAGAAAAAGACAAACUGCGCUCCGAGAUCGUGCGCUACGGGGACAUCGUAGUGGGAGACUACGACGCGACGCCCGGGAACGCCACGCUGACCAGCCUGAUGAUCCUCAAGUGGACAUCGAGAUUCUGCCGGGAGGCCCGCUUCCUGCUCAAGGUCGACGACGGGGCCCACGUGGACUACCGCUUCCUGCGGGGCUGGUACGGCUUCUUCGCGAAGCAGUCGCUGGACUACGAGAUGUUCGGCUCGUUCGUGUCGCUGGGAGCGCGGCCGUGCCAGGAACCGUCCGGCUACAGCAACGUGAUACGCAACUGCAGCGGGAGCCGCGGCUACCUCGUCGGCUGCGCCUACCUUCUCACCGCCGACGUGGUCGAGCCGCUGCUGUACGCCGCUGCCACGGAGCACGCGCCGCCUACGCCGCCCGAGGACCUGUACGUAACGGGCACCCUCGCAGACAGCGUCAGCGCCCGCCGCGCCGAGGUGGCUCACUUCGAGGGCUGCUACGUGACCUACGCCAAAAAGGCCACAAUCUGGCAGGGAGGGCCACUCUAUUGGCUCAGAGACCAUGUGCAGGCGUUAUGUGCAAGGGUCUGCCGCGAGCUUAGCACGAAACUCGGUCGAUUCUGUCUUGCGAUUCUCUUCGGCAUUAUGUGCCUGUGUGUUUACCGGCGUUCGCAUGUUCUGUCGCAAAGAAGGUUCUAGUUUGUCUCUUAGUAAGCCCUAUUGUCGGCAUGCGGCUUCAGAUGCAACGAACGAGUAGCACGUCACAUGGUACUUUUGAAGAAGGAACCCAUCACUUCGAUACUUGAUUUAUUUUGCCCCAAGUUUUAGUAUGUAACAUCACCUUAUAUGCGAUAUGGGUAGGGGCUAAAUGUUUACAUAAAAUAUGGCGACACGUGUUUAUUUCCUUCUUUUUUUAGGCUACUGGGUAUUGUAGAGCUCGCGGCUUAAAGUAGUAGUCUACUUGUAGACUUGUUUUAUUAAGAAAUCAAAAAAAAAAAAAGAAACAAAGACCGCGGGCAUGGUAUAAUUGUCUCAGUGCAAGGCAGUCACCUAAAUUGCUCUUGUGAGGCGACAAGACGCACAAAUAAUGCAAAAAAGAAGGGAUAGAUAGGAUAGAAAAAAAGUUGAUGCGCAUAAUGUUGUUACAGCAGCAUGCGUUGCUCAGUGGAGAAACAGGGUUGUUUGGUGUGUCGCAUUGCGGGGCAAUUCACUCGUUGCUUCUUGCCUCUUCGGUCUGUUCCUUGGGCUUAAAACAUCUCUAAACGGGCAGGUUUUGGGUAUCUUUACCGUGUGUGCUAUGCUUGUGUUAUCUGAGAUACGUGACCUCCCGCAUUUCUUUCUUUUUUUUUUUUUUUUUUGCAGUCGCUAUCCCGCAUAUAAUGUGAAAUAUCCCCAUUUUCGCUGUAAUACAGCACCAAAAGCGCCUCAAGUGAUGCGUCGUGAACCAUUGUACAGAUUGUACAGCGCUCUAGUGUAUCGAAUACGAUCUACGCAAGUUAUGGCAAAAUUGUUUAGAUUAUUGCGAACUUGAAGGGGUGGCCAAAGUUAGGCUAAUGCUGUGUCCGCUAUUUAAGCGAUUCUCUCCCGACGCUACAAUAUGACCAUCAUGCUACUUCGAGGUCAACUGCAACAAAAGUUCACUUUGGCUAAAUUUGUUAUGACUAUAGUGUAUACAAAUAAAGCCAUCUUGGCAAAGCCCCAGUGCCUGUUUGCAGCCUUUUAUCAGCACCAAAACGAAUGACGCGUGCAGCUGGCGGUUGUCGCUACGACGCAAGUCCCAGCACACCACCUCUGAUAUCUUUCAGCGCGUCGCUAGCAGACGCAAGCACCACCUUAUCUUUGAGGUCAUGACGAGGAGCCGCACGCUCUAGGUCACGCGCCACUUCUGGUGAGCGGUAAUUGCGGAGCUUUUUGAAAAAAAUUGGUAUAAAAAAUUCACGCAGUAACAACUCUCAGUUUUCCAAGUAUGCGUAAGCAUUGUGCCACUUGCUCAUCUCCACGCAGCCUGGUGUCAUUAUCAAUGGUAUAUGAAACUUGAUUCGACCAGCAUAAACCCUUAUCAGCCCUCAUGGGUCGUUAUCAACCUUAUCGAACAUGUUCCAACCUUUACCAACUCUUAUCCUUCAUUAUCAACGCGCAUGUUCAGCGAAGCGGUUGCAGAACCACCACUACAAUUGCUGAGGAGGGUAUACGCAAUGCUUUAUUGAUUGUUUGGAUGCUUCUUUCGUGAUGGUUCUUUAUUGAAAUGUAUGCUGUUCUGUGUGUUGUAUGGGUGAUUUCAGUGAAUGUAUGCCUUAUUCGCUUCAUUUUGCUGAGCGCUUGUAGCCUUUGCCUUGCAGGGGUAUGAGCCAUUGCAUUUUUUUGCUUGCUUACGUGGGUAUGAGCCAUUGCUUACGGUGGUAUGAACCAUUGUUUACGGGGUUAGGAGCCACUGCAUUCGUAUUACGUGACGGACGGGAAAGUUUCUCGUUGGGUAGGCAUACAAUUGCGUACACAUUUAAAGCCGCUAAUCUUGCAAGUGUUUCGCGGCGCUUCUGCACGUAUUUCAAACGUGAAACUUUGUAGAUAUGUAAUCUUGUGGCGAGGCCCUUCUCUAUACCUGCGCUGUGUUAAGUUACGCUUUUUACAUGGUCAAAAAUUUCGUUGCAGCUGGCCUUUCAGCCCUGUAGUAAUAUUCAUGCUACUUGAACGCAAACACACCGACUGCGCUAAUGGCAUCGGCUUUAGUGCUCAGUGGCGAUUAUCCCGGUAACAAAGCGUCCCAGGCUUUGAGAACAACUGUAUUGAAAUACAGUCGUACAGGGGUGAGAGCAAAAGCUAACAAGCUGUGGGACUUCGUGCGACGAUUUUUCACCAACUUCUUCAUAUACUGUGCGUGCGUGCGCUUUGGUUUUGUUCACCCACCUUACUUUCUUUAUAUGAUGAAAACUUCAAAGUGAUUUACGAAGACGUCACUCAAAAUUUAUAGGAAUUAGUUUUUCGUAUGUAUCCUUUUUGCACUUAUUCGAGAGACAGCUGCAGCUACAGGAAGCUCGCUUUAGAGUCUAACGCACCUGAAAGGCAAAUUUCGAUAGCCAUGAAGUACAGCUAUGUGUUCCUUUGGAACAGACCAAAGCAACAACAAAAAAAAAAAGAUGCUAAUGCUCACUUGUUGAGAGGCACAAUAUUUAUUUAAAAUGCACUGCAAGCUAUACAGAAAUUACGUCACUUAUUAUUUAACAUUAAACGGCGCCGAAACACUACCUGCAACAAAUUGGAGGCGUGACAGAGACAACUUGUUCGAGAGGUGCUUGCAGGUCACAGUAGUCUUCCAAUGCACGUGCUUUAAACUGUGCUUGAAACUAAGAAACCACGAAAGUACAACACGAAAACGAUUCAAGGUAGAGUGCAUGCCAGCAGUUGCUGGUGUAUUAUAUGGCAUACCACGACACUUCAUGUUAUAAACAGGGCACGAGUUCCAUAGAACCUUGCGAUGCUCAAAGUUGUAUCUAGUAUUGCCGUGAAUGCCUCAUAUUUCGUAUAAAAAAUAAAGAAACAAGAACACUGGCAGUCAUCUCUCUGUUCUAUGCUUAUCAAUGAGGGUGCGCAUCAAAGUUAUAUAGACAAAUUAUCAUAGCAGUAUUACUUCAUAUUCUUGUAGCCUUUUCGACAAAAUCAUGCGAGUGUCGACGCACUAGUCGGUGUAGACAUUUGGUUGAGCAUGGGAGCAAGAUAAGCCAGGCAAGUUCUACAUGCGCGCAGAGCUUCUUACGACAAUCGCCGCUUUCUUUCUAGGAAAUGUUUGAGAGAUUGUAGUCGUGGCGUCACACGGAAAGUGCCAACAGCUCAUUGUGAUCUGCUUUGGAGAAAGUUGAUACAGUUUAGUACUUAGCGUUGCCUGCGUCUCUUGUUGAAACUUGUUGCUGUCGACCGGCUGAGCACGCUUCAAACCAAAAGUAUAUACCGCAGAGGAGAGAUAGAUAGGAAUAGAGGGAAGUACAGGAAUGUUAACUAUAUUGGAAUAUACGGUUUCCUACCCUGCACUAGGGGGAUGAGGCGAGGGUGAAGGUAGGGGUGAGAGGGGGGUAGAGUAAUAAAAGGUUCCAUGAACAGACAGAGACACGAUGGAAACACAUUAAAAAAAAAACAUUUAUCUCAAGAAACUAUUUUAACCAAGAAAAACAAAUAGCAAACUAGCCUGACACAUCAUAAACCCUAUACAAGCACGAGAAACUCUCCAAAACGGCUAUAUAGAUAAAGAAAACAACUAGACCUCAGCUAUAUAUACUGUUCCACAGUUCGACUAAACAAGUAACAAUUCGCCACUAGAAAUCGAACGUUCGACGGGCACCAGUAGUGGCGGACGUCGGCCUGGCGUUGGUUCUGAUGCGGCGUAUACGUGGCGAGCCCCGUUGCGAGCGACGGGGUUGUGAUCCUCUGCCGAGACCAGCGUGGCACACGACGCGGUCUUGGCUAGUCGCGCGUUGCGCCGCUGACGUGGCCAGGUGGUUGCCUCCGUGGCACUGGGCAGUGGCCGGUUACGACAGCGUGGGGCUGGACCAAGGAGGUUUAAAAAUAUUUUUUUUUAAACCUCCUUGGGCUGGACCGAGCCUGUGGAGCACUGCCACAGCACCGUAGCCGGCGCUCAGGAGCUGCAGCUGUCACCGGCCAACUCUAAGGCUCUUCGGUUCGUAGUCCCCGAAGUUGCUGCUUCCCGUCUCCAGAGCACAGCUGGAAAUGCGUCUGCCCUUCUCCUCGUCCACGUCAGCAAUGCACUGCUCAGCAGCCUC
Molecule: messenger RNA, 5448 nt
Organism: Dermacentor andersoni
Lineage: Eukaryota; Metazoa; Arthropoda; Arachnida; Ixodida; Ixodidae
Product: beta-1,3-galactosyltransferase 4-like
Biological process (GO): protein O-linked glycosylation
Cellular component (GO): Golgi membrane
Molecular function (GO): hexosyltransferase activity
Source: RefSeq, a predicted model, not a curated record